GCUCCGUUUAGCGACACGACAAUCCCGACAACCCAUCUUCCUUCGCUUUUCGAGAUCCCGUUCGAAAAGCGAGCUCAAAGGAAACCACCGCUAAAAUGGCUGACACCGAAUACAACGCCGAGGAGGCUGCCGCGCUUUCGUUCCACAGAGAUCAAGAAGAGAAGACAGUUCCGCAAGUUUUCCUACCGCGGCAUUGACCUCGACCAGCUUCUCGACCUCUCCUCCGAGCAGCUCCGCGAUGUUGUCCACGCUCGUGCCCGCAGACGCUUCAACCGCGGUCUCAAGCGCAAGCCCAUGGGUCUGAUCAAGAAGCUUCGCAAGGCCAAGCAGGAGGCCAAGCCCAACGAGAAGCCCGACCUCGUCAAGACCCACCUCCGUGACAUGAUCGUUGUCCCCGAGAUGAUCGGCUCCGUCAUCGGUAUCUACUCCGGCAAGGAGUUCAACCAGGUUGAGAUCAAGCCUGAGAUGGUUGGCCACUACCUUGCUGAGUUCUCCAUCUCUUACAAGCCCGUCAAGCACGGUCGUCCCGGUAUCGGUGCCACCCACUCUUCCCGUUUCAUUCCCCUCAAGUAAACGACUUCAAACGAUUCCCCUUGGAGUGGCGUGUGGUGGAGAAGG
This is a messenger RNA of Penicillium cinerascens, 618 nucleotides long. RefSeq names its product 40S ribosomal uS19 domain-containing protein. Gene Ontology annotation, cellular component: ribosome; cytosolic small ribosomal subunit. The record is from RefSeq and is a predicted model, not a curated record. Gene Ontology annotation, molecular function: RNA binding; structural constituent of ribosome. Gene Ontology annotation, biological process: ribosomal small subunit assembly; translation. Lineage: Eukaryota; Fungi; Ascomycota; Eurotiomycetes; Eurotiales; Aspergillaceae. The transcript has 5 exons. The annotation marks the transcript as partial.